CAGAGAAGUAAAGGUACUUCAGCAUUGAGUCAAACAAAAAUAGACAGUUUUUUUUGUUGGAUCAAACAAACAGAGACAUUUCCUAUUUGCUGCUCUAGCAUAUUCCACUAAAUUUCCUUGAAAUUCUUUCAAGAAAAUUCAAAUUCCACCAUAUUACCCUCUACUACUAUAAAAUUGUCACAACCCCAUUUCUAAAUUCAACCAAAAAUUCAAUCUUUUUCAUCUAUUAUGACUUCCCGAAAGUCAGUUCUUUUUCCAACUUAAAUCUCUUUUAGGGUUUUAAAUUCCAUGUAAUAAGGAGAAAAAUGGCUUCUGGAAGUAGAACAAAGCAUUCCCAACAUAACUCAUCACAAGUUCAAGCUCAAUCUUCAGGUACAAGUAAUGUGAAUUAUAAAGAUUCAAUAAGCAAAGCCAUAGCACAGUACACAGCUGAUGCUAGACUUCAUGCUGUAUUUGAACAAUCUGGUGAGUCUGGAAAGUCUUUUGAUUACUCACAGUCUGUUAAAACUGGUACAAAUUCUGUUGUGCCUGAACAGCAAAUUACUGCUUAUUUGACUAAAAUACAAAGAGGGGGUCAUAUACAACCUUUUGGUUGUAUGAUAGCUGUAGAUGAAGCUAGUUUUCGUGUUAUAGCUUUUAGUGAAAAUGCCUGUGAUAUGCUUAGUUUAACUCCACAAUCAGUUCCAAGUCUUGAGAGGCCUGAGAUACUCACUAUUGGAACUGAUGUUAGGACCCUUUUUACCCCUUCUAGCUCUGUUUUGCUAGAAAGAGCAUUUGGGGCACGCGAGAUUACGUUACUGAAUCCGAUUUGGAUUCAUUCCAAGAAUUCUGGCAAGCCCUUUUAUGCUAUUUUGCAUAGGGUUGAUGUUGGCAUUGUGAUUGAUUUGGAGCCUGCUAGAACGGAGGACCCCGCUUUAUCUAUUGCUGGAGCGGUGCAGUCGCAGAAACUUGCGGUGAGGGCUAUUUCUCAUUUGCAAUCACUUCCUGGUGGGGAUAUUAAGCUUUUGUGUGAUACUGUGGUUGAGAGUGUGAGGGAGUUAACCGGGUAUGACCGGGUUAUGGUGUAUAAAUUUCAUGAGGAUGAGCAUGGGGAGGUAGUGGCUGAGAGUAAAAGACGAGAUUUAGAGCCCUAUAUUGGUUUGCAUUAUCCUGCUACUGACAUUCCUCAAGCUUCACGGUUUUUGUUUAAGCAGAACAGGGUGAGAAUGAUUGUGGACUGCCAUGCGACACCUGUGCGGGUUAUUCAGGAUGACUCACUGAUGCAGCCUUUGUGUUUAGUUGGUUCCACACUUAGAGCCCCUCAUGGUUGCCACGCACAGUACAUGGCAAACAUGGGGUCUAUUGCCUCAUUAACACUGGCAGUUAUUAUUAAUGGAAAUGAUGAGGAAGGCCGAAAUUCAAUGAGGCUAUGGGGCUUGGUUGUUGGACAUCACACCUCUGUUCGGUGCAUUCCUUUCCCUCUUCGGUAUGCGUGUGAAUUCCUUAUGCAGGCCUUUGGACUCCAAUUGAACAUGGAGUUGCAACUGGCAUCACAGUUGUCUGAGAAACAUGUUUUAAGGACACAAACACUGUUAUGUGACAUGCUCCUUCGAGACUCACCUACGGGGAUUGUUACCCAAAGCCCCAGUAUUAUGGACCUUGUCAAGUGCGAUGGUGCUGCUCUAUACUACCUGGGGAAGUACUAUCCAUUAGGCGUCACACCGACUGAAGCUCAGAUAAAAGACAUUGUGGAGUGGUUAUUGACUUACCACGGGGACUCAACAGGUUUAAGUACUGACAGUUUGGCUGAUGCUGGGUAUCCUGGGGCAGCUUCACUUGGUGAUGCAGUUUGUGGUAUGGCUGUUGCUUAUAUAACUACUAAAGAUUUCUUGUUUUGGUUUCGCUCCCACACAGCGAAAGAGAUAAAGUGGGGUGGUGCAAAGCAUCAUCCUGAAGACAAGGAUGACGGCCAGAGAAUGCAUCCACGUUCUUCCUUCAAGGCAUUUUUGGAAGUUGUUAAAAGCCGUAGCUCACCAUGGGAAAAUGCAGAAAUGGACGCAAUUCACUCUUUGCAGCUUAUUCUGCGAGAUUCAUUCAAGGAUGCUGAGGCAAGUAAUUCUAAGGCUGUCGUGCAUGCUCAACUUGGGGAAAUGGAGUUGCAAGGGAUAGAUGAACUGAGUUCUGUUGCCAGAGAAAUGGUUAGACUGAUAGAGACUGCAACAGCUCCCAUAUUUGCUGUCGAUGUCGAAGGUCGCAUAAAUGGGUGGAAUGCAAAGGUUGCUGAAUUGACAGGCUUAUCAGUUGAAGAAGCAAUGGGGAAGUCUUUGGUUCAUGAUCUUGUGCACAAAGAAUCAGAGGAGACUGCUGAGAAGCUUCUGUUCAAUGCUCUAAGAGGCGAGGAAGAUAAGAAUGUAGAAAUAAAGUUAAGGACAUUUGGAGCCGAGCAACCGAAGAAAGCUGUUUUUGUGGUGGUUAAUGCUUGCUGUAGCAAAGAUUACACAAACAACAUUGUUGGUGUUUGCUUUGUUGGGCAGGAUGUUACUGGGCAAAAAGUUGUUAUGGACAAGUUUAUUCACAUCCAAGGUGAUUACAAGGCUAUUGUGCACAGCCCCAAUCCUCUGAUUCCUCCCAUAUUUGCAUCAGAUGAGAACACUUGUUGCUCUGAGUGGAACACUGCCAUGGAAAAGCUCACUGGUUGGUCCAGAGGGGAGAUUGUUGGGAAAAUGUUAGUUGGUGAGAUUUUUGGAAGUUGUUGUCGGCUCAAGGGCCCAGAUGCCAUGACAAAGUUCAUGAUUGUGUUGCAUAAUGCAAUUGGAGGCCAGGAUACAGACAAGUUUCCAUUUUCCUUUUUUGACCGAAAUGGGAAAUAUGUGCAAGCUCUUUUGACUGCAAAUAAGAGAGUCAAUAUGGAGGGCCAUACUAUUGGGGCUUUCUGUUUCAUACAGAUAGCCAGUCCCGAAUUGCAGCAAGCUCUAAGAGUUCAAAGGCAACAGGAAAAGAAGUGUUAUUCUCAGAUGAAAGAGUUGGCGUACAUUUGUCAGGAAAUAAAAAGUCCUCUUAAUGGUAUACGCUUUACAAAUUCAUUGUUGGAGGCCACAGAUUUGACAGAAAAUCAGAAACAGUAUCUGGAGACAAGUGCUGCUUGUGAGAGGCAGAUGUCUAAGAUCAUAAAGGAUGUUGAUCUGGAAAACAUUGAGGACGGUUCACUGACCCUUGAGAAAGAAGAAUUUUUUCUUGGGAGUGUAAUAGAUGCCGUUGUUAGCCAAGUGAUGUUAUUACUGAGGGAAAAAGGCGUGCAAUUGAUCCGGGAUAUACCAGAGGAGAUUAAGACAUUAACAGUAUAUGGUGAUCAAGUGAGAAUUCAACAGGUCUUGGCAGAUUUCUUGCUGAACAUGGUACGGUAUGCACCAUCACCUGACGGGUGGGUAGAGAUCCAACUUCGACCAAGUAUGAAGCAAAUAUCUGAUGGAGUAACUAUUGUGCAUAUUGAACUCAGGCUGCUGCUUAGUUGAUAAUAUUUCUGGUUGCUCCAACAGGCAUGCUGGAAUAUGAGAUUUAUGAACCAAUGAACAAUGUAAUGUUAAGAGAAGUAUGCAAAAAGUUAAUGUAUGUUUAGACCACGUGACAAUUAACAGUAGGGGCUACAAUAUACAAGCUUAAGUGAAAAGGUGCAUUUUAGACUUGUACCGUUUCUCUUUGGUAUAGCUUUUGCCCUGCCAUCUCUAUUUAUAUGUAUCAUAUUUUCCUACUAUUUCCUUUUAUUGACUCAUCAGUUGCAGCAAAUGAAAGUUUUAUAGUCUUCUGCCAAUUUCUUUUCUUUUCUGAAUGUGCCACCUGGUAGCUCACCUUUUACUCUAGUUCUGUCCCGUACAUAUAUAACCUAUCUAUCUGCGUAGGCUUUAAAUCCUUCUAUUUCAUCAAUGUUUUUCACUUUUAUUUCUCAAGCUCGCUCCUUUUUUGCUUUAAAGAAGGUUAACUCAUGCUUUCAUUCUUUAAUAAAGCUGACCAAGCUCAAGCAAGAACAAUACUGCAUUAUUGAUAGCUGGAUAAGAUAAAGAUCUCAAGGAUGUGCAUGUCUUUUGUUUAAGCUCUUUUAACUCGACACUACCAUUGCUCGUCUUUUGUCUUUCAGCUAUAAUUUUCCUUUGUUUGGAGUAGGAAAAAGCAUCUUCUCCACCUCAAACUCACAUUAAGUUUCUCUUCCACUUUUGAACUGAAACAGCAAAAGUAUAGGCUUCUAGUGAACUGCAUAAAUACUCGUCUUAUAGAUGAGAACAUUGGAGGACUUCAUAACCGGGUCUCACUUUAUUAGCUUUCCUGGAGGUUAACUUGGGCAAUGUAUUCCCAAACAUAUUCAUCCUGCCGGUGUUUUACUAGCAUCCUAGGUUGCACUUUAGUUCUCUCAUUAUUUCUGGCCGUGGAUUAGGAAAUUGAG
This is a messenger RNA of Lycium ferocissimum, 4414 nucleotides long. RefSeq names its product phytochrome B. Lineage: Eukaryota; Viridiplantae; Streptophyta; Magnoliopsida; Solanales; Solanaceae. Gene Ontology annotation, cellular component: nucleus. Gene Ontology annotation, biological process: regulation of DNA-templated transcription; protein-tetrapyrrole linkage; detection of visible light. Gene Ontology annotation, molecular function: photoreceptor activity; phosphorelay sensor kinase activity; protein homodimerization activity. The transcript has 4 exons. The record is from RefSeq and is a predicted model, not a curated record. The coding region runs from base 306 to 3491 and encodes 1061 amino acids.